AUGACAGCUGUCAUCCCGCCCCCGUUCUCCGGCCGUGAACUCUUGAAUCCACCAACCGACGGGAUCUCGAACCUCCGGUUCUCCAAUCACAGCGACCACCUGCUCGUCUCCUCAUGGGACAAGAGUGUGAGAUUAUACGACGCGAGUGCUAAUGCUUUGCGAGGAGAGUUUAUGCACGGCGGGGCUGUGCUUGAUUGCUGCUUCCAUGACGAUUCUUCUGGUUUCAGUGCCAGCGCGGACAAUACUGUGCGACGGCUGGUUUUUAACUACGGAAAGGAGGAUAUUUUGGGAAGGCAUGAUGCGCCUGUUCGUUGUAUUGAGUACUCUUAUGCAGCAGGGCAAGUAAUCACUGGUAGCUGGGACAAAACACUUAAGUGUUGGGAUCCCAGAGGAGCUAGUGGACAAGAACGCACUCUCGUUGGCACAUAUCCACAACCUGAGCGUGUUUACUCUCUAUCACUUGUUGGAAAUCGUUUAGUAGUAGCUACUGCAGGAAGACACGUCAAUGUCUACGAUCUGCGAAAUAUGUCUCAACCUGAGCAAAGGAGAGAAUCCUCUUUGAAAUAUCAAACUCGAUGUGUGCGCUGCUACCCUAAUGGCACUGGAUACGCUCUCAGUUCUGUUGAAGGGCGAGUUGCAAUGGAGUUUUUUGAUCCUUCAGAGGCCAGCCAAGCAAAAAAAUAUGCAUUCAAGUGCCAUCGAAAAUCAGAGGCUGGAAGGGACAUUGUCUAUCCUGUAAAUGCAAUUGCUUUUCAUCCUGUCUAUGGUACAUUUGCAACUGGAGGUUGUGAUGGUUUUGUGAACGUAUGGGACGGGAACAACAAAAAGAGACUGUAUCAGUACUCAAAGUAUCCAUCAAGUAUUGCAGCACUUUCAUUUAGCAGAGACGGCCGUCUGUUGGCUGUGGCAUCAAGUUACACUUACGAAGAGGGAGAUAAACCUCAUGAGCCGGAUGCUAUCUUUGUAAGAAGUGUAAAUGAAAUAGAAGUCAAGCCAAAACCAAAAGCGUACCCCAACCCCCCAGCAUAA
This is a messenger RNA of Dovyalis caffra, 1029 nucleotides long. NCBI's taxonomy places the organism in Eukaryota, Viridiplantae, Streptophyta, Magnoliopsida, Malpighiales, Salicaceae. The record is from the annotation of a GenBank genome assembly.